AUGGUCUCCAAAAAGCAGACAAGGCUGAAAAGCCUUUCCAGCGGCCGUCCGCCAACUGCCAAGUCUUCUCGGUCCAUGUCAAGGAAAGCCAGCAGGACCCUCAUCAACACACACCACCAGCUCGAGAAGCAAAGGAGGCAGGCCGCGGCCAAAGGGGACAAGGCCACAGAGUCUCGACUUGCGUCGGAAAUCGCCAAGCUGGGUGGCCUCGAUCACUACCAAAAGGCGAGUCUGCAGGGACAGAGUGUUGACAGAGGAGGUGACACGUCAAGAGUUCUCCUCGAGUGGCUGCCGGUGUCAGAUCUCAAGAAACGCUCCCAACCCCUUAGCAUGUUGGAGGUUGGUGCAUUGAGCACCCGCAAUGCGUGUUCGACGAGUGGCAUCUUUUCCAUGCAGCAUAUCGACCUCAACAGUCAGGAGCCAGGGAUCAAGCAGCAAGACUUCAUGGAGCGGCCGUUGCCGAAGGACGAAUCUGAGUUGUUCGACAUCAUCUCGCUCAGUCUGGUGCUCAACUUCGUGCCCGAAGCCGAGGGGCGUGGUCAGAUGCUGCUGAGAACACUCUCCUUUCUUCGACCUGCAUCUGAGCAUUCGGCGGUGACGGCUGAAAAGCUGUUUCCUUGUCUAUUUGUGGUUCUCCCUCGCAGCUGUGUUGACAACUCACGAUACUUUACCGAGACCCGGUUUGAAGAGCUGAUGACGAUGCUUGGCUACGUUCGCGAAAAGUCCAAGAUGACUCAGAAGCUAGCCUACUCACUAUGGAGGAGAACCGGAGGAGUUUCCGAUAAGCGGUCCGACUUUGCCAAAAAGGAGAUUAACCCAGGGAGAACACGAAACAACUUUGUUAUGACGUUGAAGGCCUCGACCACUCAUUCAAGCUAA
This is a messenger RNA of Fusarium keratoplasticum, 879 nucleotides long. RefSeq names its product 25S rRNA adenine-N(1) methyltransferase. Gene Ontology annotation, molecular function: rRNA (adenine) methyltransferase activity. Gene Ontology annotation, cellular component: nucleolus. The transcript has a single exon. Lineage: Eukaryota; Fungi; Ascomycota; Sordariomycetes; Hypocreales; Nectriaceae. The record is from RefSeq and is a predicted model, not a curated record. The coding region runs from base 1 to 879 and encodes 292 amino acids.